UUGAUGGACAACGGGUCCAAACAGCCAACAAUGGAAGCAACAACCACCUCGAAGAGAACAGGAAGAGAACCCUAACAAUAACAAUAACUUGACCGAACAAGUAGUUGCAGAAGAAGCGAACACAGGGUCCAACUUGAACCAAGAUCAACAACAACAGACGCCGUCGAGAGCAAGAACUCCUUUCACUAACCUCAGUCAGGUCGAUGCUGACCUGGCUCUUUUCCGAUCCCGUCAAGAACAGGAAAGGGCAUAGAUGAUGCUGUGGAUGAAUAAUGAUGGUAGUGAUAAUGGAAGCUGGAAGCUAUUCGUACGAUAAAGAUGAUGAUUUUGAUGGGCCAGAUGAUGAGACUGAUGAAGAGGGAAAUGAGAAUCAGGAGUUUGAUGGCACCGAUGUUGAAGAUGGUGAGGAUGAUGACGAUGAAGAUGCAUUUGAUGUGCAUCAUCAUGAUGAAGAUGCCGAGGACGAUAACAACCCUAGUGUCGAAUAUGAUUCCGAUGUUUUUUCAAGUGAUGAGGCAUACGUAAGAGCAAUUCAGGUUGCUGAAGAAAGAGAGAUGGCUGCUCGAUUGUUAGCCCUUGCUGGAAUAAAUGAUCGAGAAAUUGAGGACCCAGAGAAUCGUGCUGGUAACUCUCAGGUACUGAUUUCUCUGUCUCCUCAUACAGCUCUCUCUUCCCCUUCCUCUCCUUCUUUGGUCGGCACAUUGGAGAAGGCGACAGCUCCAUUUCAUCCUCUGCAAUAGCAGGCAAGGGUAGACCAUUGACACGUGUGGACCGCCUUUUGUUCCAAUGUGUUACAUAUCCUUUGUAAUAAUUUUGUCAAUCUCUAUGCUCUCCUCUUCUGCACUUUGUUAUCGUGCUAACAUCCGGCUUUGGCAAGGGAUUAUCUGCAGAGAGGGAGACCCAAUUGAUCAACACAGUUCUCAAAACUAUAAUACCAUAUCCGAUCUAAGCAUAUCAAAUAGAAACGAUCGUUGCGCAGCUUAGAUUGUUCCAAGAAAUUAGGAUCUAAAAUCAAGACUCGGUUGUGCUGAGUUAUGUUUUGUGGAUCACGUGGUUCGUGGAAAUAGGUGAGGAUGCGGUUGGAUGAACGUCGGCAAGCGGAGAGACAUGGCUACACUAUCCACCAUUUUGAUAUUUUUUGUAUAUAUUAAGUAAAGAAAAAUUUGGGUUCAACUACUUUUUAGUCAAUAUAUAUGUAUUUUUAUUAAGUAUAUUUUAUGAGCAUAUUAGUAGAAAGAAGUCAUUACAACCCGUCAUUAUAUCACGAGCUAUCUCCGGCUUCAACCCAUGGACAAACUUACCUCUUCUCAAUUCUGGAGUACUGACUAUUUCGGGUGCAAACUUGCUUCAAAUUCUCUUCUGAACACACCCCAGGUCAUCACAGAAGCAUCAUGAGUAUCUUCCAUCAAUUUCCAUCAAAUUCGGGCAUCACCUCGAAACAAGAAACUGGCAUACCGGAUCUUCUCCCUGUUCGUCAUGGGAAACAGUGCAGUCGUACGCUCAAUGGACUUAAGCCAUUCUUCUGCCACUAAAGGGUCCGUUGUACCUUUAAAUUCUGACGGCUGAUGUUGACUUGGAAGCCCAUAAAUCGGCUCAAUCCGAUUUUGUAUUGUCUGAGGUACCGGCAUUUUUCUUUCUUCUCUAGUAGGCGGUACUUGAAUGGGGUUUUCAAUUCUUUCUGGUUCGACUCUCCCCUGUCUUUCUCCUAAAAGUUGUUGUACAAUCCCCUGAAUUCUAGCUUCAUCAAGGGUAGGGGGAGUAGGUUUUGGUGGGUUAGACGGUUCUCCCGUACUCAUUGUUUUCUUACUACUUGCUCGCGUUUUGCGUCUCAUCUACAAAACAACCAAAUUUAAUCAAUUCAGACAACAUUUUAAGUAAGGAAAGAAUUUAACUUACAAUAGUCGGCUAUGGAACGUCGCGACGGUGAGAAUGACACAUUGUCAAAUCCUAAAAUCUUUGCU
Pistacia vera is the source of this 1961-nucleotide messenger RNA. Its product is annotated as E3 ubiquitin ligase BIG BROTHER-related-like. The record is from RefSeq and is a predicted model, not a curated record. The coding region runs from base 273 to 740 and encodes 155 amino acids. The transcript is spliced from 6 exons. NCBI's taxonomy places the organism in Eukaryota, Viridiplantae, Streptophyta, Magnoliopsida, Sapindales, Anacardiaceae.